AUGGCCACUCCCAGGGGAAACUCUGCACCUUCUCCUCGGACACAGCUCUUUCUUAUCCUCCUCAUCACAUCCCCGGUACCUCUGCUCGCCCGGCCGCUCCUGCUUCACUCGUCCAUCAAUGUGGCAGUGGUGUUCAGCGGCUCCAGCUACCAGAGAGAGGUGCGCGGUCGGCUGAGUGGCGAGAACUUUGUGGACCUGCCCGUUGUGGUCACGCCUGUGACCGUCCUGGUCAACGACACCAACCCUCGUGACCUACUCACCCGCCUCUGUGACACAAUGGCAACAGAGAAGCUGCAUGGGGUCGUCUUUGAGGAUGAUGUUGGAUCAGGUGCCAGCUCACAGGUGGCUGAGGUAGCACAAAUUCUUGAUUUCCUGUCAACGCAGACAGCGCUGCCGAUCGUGGGCAUCAGUGGCGGCUCGGCUGUGGUCAUCCCCUAUAAGGCGGAAGGAUCUUCAUUCCUGCAGAUGGGAGCGUCUCUGGAGCAGCAGAUUCUCUGCAUGUUCAAGCUCAUGGAGGAGUAUGAUUGGGGCGAGUUUGCAAUCAUCACCAGCUUGCUGCCCGGAUACGACACCUUUGUGGAGAUUGUUGAGUCCUACACAGACACCUCCUACUUCAUGUGGGACCUCCAGGACGUCCUGUCCAUUGAGAUGUCCGUUGGGGCCAAUGAUAUGAGGACUAGGCGCAUUCUGCAGCAGGUGGACUCCCAGGUGCUACUGGUGUACUGCUCCUUUGAAGAGGCACACUUCCUGUUCCGCCAAGCGUUCGAGGUGGGCCUGGUGGGACCAGGCUACAUCUGGAUCCUGCCCAGCUUGGCUGUUGGCAACCCUGAGGUACCGCCACCCACCAGUUUCCCGGUGGGCGUCAUCGGCGUCAUCACGGAACAGUGGCGCAAGAGCUUGCGGCAGCGGGUGCGCGAGGGCGUCGCCAUCGUGGCCAAGGGCGCCGAGAGCUUCAAGAAGCAGCGAGGCUUCAUCCCUGAGGGACACGGCGACUGCAGCAAGCCCGCAAAAUACUCCGAGAACAACACGCUCUUCAGGCACAUGCUGAACGUGACGUGGGAAAAAAGGGACCUGUCGUUCAACAAUCGUGGCUUCCUCUCCAACCCUUCCAUGUUUAUAAUCGCCCUGGACCGAGAAAGAGUGUGGGACAAGGUUGGCACCUAUGGCCGGGGCAUACUGCAGGUGCGUUACCCCGUUUGGCCACGUUACGGCAACUUCCUGGAGCACGUGACCGAUGACCGGCACCUGACUGUGGCCACUCUGGAAGAGCAUCCCUUCGUCAUGGUGGAAAACGUGGACCCAGGCACAGGCACGUGUGUUCGCAACACGGUGCCUUGCAGGCGACAGUCCAAUCACACUGAGAGCAUCAUCGGCCACUCUGAGUCCUACACCAAGCUGUGCUGCAAGGGUUUCUGCAUUGAUAUCCUGAAAAAGCUCUCCCGCACCAUCAAAUUCUCUUACGACCUGUACUUGGUCACCAAUGGCAAGCACGGCAAGUUGGUACGCGGCAUUUGGAACGGCAUGAUCGGAGAGGUUGUGUACAGACGCGCCGACAUGGCCAUUGGCUCACUCACCAUAAACGAGGAGCGCUCAGAGAUCAUUGACUUCUCCGUGCCUUUCGUGGAGACGGGAAUCAGCGUCAUGGUUGCCCGCAGCAACGGCACCGUCUCCCCAUCCGCCUUCCUUGAGCCGUACAGUCCGGCCGUGUGGGUUAUGAUGUUCGUCAUGUGCUUGACUGUGGUGGCCAUCACUGUGUUCGUGUUCGAAUACUUCAGUCCAGUAGGGUACAACCGCAGCCUCGUGAGCGCAAAAGCUCCAGGUGGCCCAACCUUCACCAUCGGAAAGUCGGUGUGGUUGCUGUGGGGCAUCGUGUUCAACAACUCGGUGCCUAUCGAGAACCCAAAGGGCACUACCAGCAAGAUAAUGGUGCUAAUCUGGGCAUUUUUUGCUGUCAUUUUCCUGGCCUCAUACACCGCCAACCUGGCUGCCUUCAUGAUCCAGGAGCAGUACAUCGACACUGUGUCGGGGCUUUCUGACAAGAAGUUCCAGAAGCCACACGAGCACUACCCCCCCUUCCGCUUCGGGACGGUCCCAAACGGCAGCACUGAGCGGAACAUCCGCAGCAACUAUCCCGACAUGCACACUCAUAUGAUGAAGUACAACCAAAAGGGGGUGGAGGAGGCGCUCAACAGCCUUAAAACGGGAAAACUGGAUGCGUUCAUUUACGACGCAGCCGUGCUUAACUACAUGGCGGGCAAAGACGAAGGCUGUAAGUUGGUAACCAUCGGCAGCGGUAAAGUGUUCGCCACAACUGGCUACGGCAUCGCUCUGCAGAAAGACUCACGCUGGAAGAGGCUCAUCGACCUGGCGCUGCUGCAGUUCCUCGGUGAUGGGGACACGCAGCGCCUGGAAACAGUGUGGCUCUCAGGCAUCUGCCUGAACGAGAAGAAUGAGGUGAUGAGCAGCAAGCUGGACAUUGACAACAUGGCUGGUGUCUUCUACAUGCUGCUGGUGGCUAUGGGUCUCAGCUUGCUGGUGUUUGCCUGGGAGCAUCUGCUCUACUGGAAGCUGCGCCACUCGCUGCACAAGUCGCAUAAGCUUGACUUCCUGUUGGCGAUCAGCCGGGGUAUCUACAGUUGCUUCAAGGGGGUGGAGGAUCACGGUCGUUUCUCCCAUCUGGCCAAACCUGACCUGACAUCCAACUAUGCCCAAGCCAACAUGUUGAAGAUGCUGCGAACAGCCAAGGACCUGGUUUCCACUGCUAACGUAGAGAGCUCCCUGGACAAUGCCACUAAGACGAUUGAGCAUUUCAGCCGGCACAGCGGAGGCAGCUUGCCAGUUCGUGCUCCUCACGUUGCUACCGAAACAGUACCCGGAGGCUUUGCAUACAUCAUGGAAAACCACGCAUCCUUCCCGCAACAAUCCAUCUCCCCACAAAAGAGUGUGAGCAGGCCCACACCACUGCGAUACACGCUCCCUACCCACUCCACUUCUUGUCUGUACGAGCGGCCACUUCCUAUCUCCAGCCUCAGCAGUCCACACUUGGCGGUCAGCGAGACACAACCUGAUCAAUAUCCCCGCCAAUACCAGACCACGGGAAGACUCUAUGUGGAUACCCACCCUCACUCCAGGUUCAUCUCUUGCACCGAUCUGCAGCUGCCUGACAUCUACACAUCCCAUCCCGUCCCUCUGCCCCAAAACCAGAACACGGAGGCAGGAAUCUACCAGAGGAAACGGAGGUCAAAGAGCUUUCAGUGUGGGGAUGGCGACGCAGAGAGAAGGAAGUACAAGGAUUGCGAGAAGAACAAAAUCUGCCUCAGUGAACUGAAAGCCAACAACCUCCAGGGAAAUCACAUUUCUGCCCCCAGCAUGGAGAGCAUCUACUCGGUGGAGGGGACAUGUCCUCCAGUAGAGAACUACAGAUCCUGGCCUCCGGAGGAUGUCAUGCUGAGGGGGAGACGCAGGCGCCGCCGCCCAUCGUUCCUUAAAGCCACAUGGGGCAGCGAGCAAAUCCACCAGCUGGACGAGUCCCAGUCGUCUCUUUCCAGCCAGUCGCCCUCUACACUUCCUGACCUAUUCCCAUGCAUCCUCACGCCCACCAUGGCUGCAAAGGCCCACAACCCAGACCACUUCCGGAAUAACCUGUGCCUGCCACGGAACCAGGCCUACCUUCACAUAAGGGAGGAUCACAGAAGGCCUGCUGGGCGUAAAGGUCAAAGGCUGAGAUAUUCGCAUUCCACCCAUCUCCCAACAUAUGGCGAGGCAGUGCAGUACAGUGCCGGGUUCGGGCGGGGAAUGGUACGGAGAGCCACCAGCCUGCUCAGCAGACAAUACGCCCACUAUCUGAACUCCUGUACUGGGCUACCGCUGUACCAAUCGCCCCUUAACCUGCAAAACCACAACCAGGCUCCAGGCAGUCAUCAAGCAACCAGCCCUAUGUGCCAAUUGCUGGCCUGCGGCGGUGGACGAUGCAGGGGUCAACGGGCCCUGCUGUAUCAGGACAGCCUGUACGGAGCAUACGGCAUCUAUCAGAGUUCCCAGACAGGAUCAGAGACUCAAGGAAGUCAAGGAGGAGUUGCCCAGUCAACAAGGAGCCCUUGUGCGCUCCAGCCCUGGAGACGGGUGUCCAGUUUGGAGUCGGAGGUGUGA
Nerophis lumbriciformis (worm pipefish) is the source of this 4149-nucleotide messenger RNA. NCBI's taxonomy places the organism in Eukaryota, Metazoa, Chordata, Actinopteri, Syngnathiformes, Syngnathidae. The record is from RefSeq and is a predicted model, not a curated record.